UAAUUAUGUUUAUUGUGUUAAUCUAUCACUUAUCAUGAUUGAUCACAAUUAACAAUAAAGAAUUUGCAUAUUGAAUUUACAAAGCCUGACACGCGUCAGUGAUAACAGAUUAAACAAAUUUAAGCCAGAUACUAAAAAUUAAUGUAUCAAGUAAUUUAAGUAAUAAAGAUUGAAACAUAAAAUUACAAAAUAAAUGAGAAAUGAUAUUCAUAAAUAAAUACAUGUGCUAUAUAAAGAUUAAUUAACAAAGAUUGACACGCGUAGUUGUAAAAUAAAUUAAGCCGAUUAAUCAAAUUAACAAAGUUAACCAUCAAAAGUUUAAAAGAAAAAUUCAGCAAUUUAACAUUUUUUUUAGAUUAAAAAAUUAAAUUACCAAAUUAAGACGAAGUAAGCCAGACGAAUAAGAGUAGGUUGAUCCUACUUCUUCUCUCAAACAAGUCAAACAACAGAACGUAGAACUGCUGGAUGUUACCAAGAAAUUGAUGUCUUGUAAAGAUAACUGUUGACAGUCAUAGUGGUACCACGAAUUGCAAGAGUCACACUGUACUGAGUUCUUGGUGCAAUUCUGUCUGCAGUCACCACAGGGCCAGAAAACCGACCUUUUUAGGGUGUUCGGUGGUGUUCGGUGGUGUGCGGUGGUGUUCGGUGGUGAAAAGACCAACCGGAGAUUUACUUCCUUGUUUAUAUGUAUACAUGUUGUGGUAAAUUGUCGUCAACGACCAAAAAGAAGACCAAUUAAGUUUUUCCAUCAAUAAUGGAGAUGGCCAAACGAAGAAAAUCAGAACAUGAAAAUGACGAAGAAAGAUCACUAAAUACAUCAUUAUCAGCGUUUCGUUUCCCAGAUUUAAACAUCAAAGUUAACAAUGAAAAUCUUUAUGUGAACAGAGACCAGCUUAUGGAAGAAUCGCCAGUUUUCAGGACAAUGCUGACCGGAAAUUUUAAGGAGAAGGACGCUCGUGAGAUUGAACUUCCUGAUAAAGAUCCAGCAACAUUUGCUCUCUUUCUAAGACACACAUUACCUGGUUUCGAUGGAUUGAUUUUGUCAGCAGUAACAGCUCGUAGCAUUUUACCGUUGGCACAUGAAUACCAGACGGAUACAUCAUUGGUAAAAAUCGACAAGGUAUUAGCAGCAUGCACUGCUGAAAAUGAAUACAAAUCCGUAGACAAGUUAGUGGAUGAUAUUCUAGAAGCUGAACUCUACUCUCUUUCGAAAUAUUUAACAGCUUGUAUUGCAAAUGCAAGCGUAUUCUCUCCCACGGCGUUUCAAAGAACUGGUAGGUUUGACAAGAUAUCAAGUGAUACAAAAGCAAACAUUUUCAUAAUGAGAUGUGCAGCCAUGGACAAGAUGGAAUCAAAGAUCAGCAAUUGUAUGAAAGUUUUAGAAAACGUUAGUUAUUGUAAUUGUAGGGAAAAAUGUGACAACAAAAAAAAAGUUGAAAAUGCAAAAAACAUACUCAGAUAAAUGUACUACUACACGGCAGCAUUGAUGAGAUUCAUGAAACGAGUAAUUGUUAUUAUUUGUUAAUUAAUUCAUUACAUUAUCUUAUGACAUUAAAGUAAUGUACU
This is a messenger RNA of Mytilus trossulus (common blue mussel), 1566 nucleotides long. RefSeq names its product BTB and MATH domain-containing protein 38-like. Bases 755 to 1462 code for a protein of 235 amino acids. Lineage: Eukaryota; Metazoa; Mollusca; Bivalvia; Mytilida; Mytilidae. The record is from RefSeq and is a predicted model, not a curated record. The transcript is spliced from 5 exons. Gene Ontology annotation, molecular function: protein binding.